Molecule: messenger RNA, 1104 nt
Organism: Stegastes partitus (bicolor damselfish)
Lineage: Eukaryota; Metazoa; Chordata; Actinopteri; Pomacentridae
Product: GTPase IMAP family member 7-like
Exons: 4
Coding region: 190-1104 (304 amino acids)
Molecular function (GO): GTP binding
Source: RefSeq, a predicted model, not a curated record
UUUGUAACUUUGACUUUCUGUCUGUGAUCUGAUAAUUCAGGGUGUGUUGUCAGGACUAUAUAAGAUGUAAGUGAAAGUAUUCAGGACACAACUUCAACCAGCAGCCUGAGAUCAAACCUGUCCAGUAGCAAAGCUCUGUGUGUGCUGCUGCAGAGCAGAACUCAUCCCAAGAGCAGCUUGAUCUGCAAAAUGUCACAGAAAAGGACGUAUCCCGAGGAUGCUGGACAAAGCAAGAGAAUAAAGAAGGAAGAGGAGAAAAAACAACAAGAAAAAGGUGAAGAGGUAGCUCACCUCAGGGUGGUCCUGGUUGGGAAAACUGGAGCUGGGAAGAGCGCAGCAGGAAACACCAUUGUAGGAGAAAAACGUUUUGAAUCCAUGUCAUCGGCUGGUUCUCUGACAGCUGUAUGCAAAAAGGAAACAGUAGAGAUUGGAGCUCAAAUGGUGGCUGUAGUCGACACUCCUGGUCUGUAUGAUACCAACAAAUCUCAAGAUGAGGUGAAGACGGAGAUCGCGAAGUGCAUCUCCUUCAUUGCUCCUGGUCCUCAUGUGUUCCUGGUGGUGAUCCAGGCAGGAAAAUUCACACAAGAAGAACAGCAAACAGUGAAACUCAUUCAGGAGCUGUUUGGAGAGAAGGCAGCAGAAUACACCAUGGUCCUGUUCACCCGCGGAGACGAUCUGGAAGCUGAUGGAGUCUCUGUAGAAGAGUUGAUCAGUGGAAACAAAGCUCUGCAGGACUUCAUCGGUCAGUGUGGGAGAAGAUAUCAUGUUUUUAACAACAGAGCCAAGGAUCCCUCUCAGGUCAGAGAGCUGCUGAAGAAGAUCAACACGCUGGUUCAGAAAAAUGGAGGAAGAUGCUACACCAACGCCAUGUUAGAGGAAGCUGAGAAAGCCAUAAGAGAGAAGCAAGAACAGCUCCUGAAAGAAAAUCCAGACAUAAAGCCUGCAUAUGCAAGAACAUGGGCUGAAAGGGACAACCCCUUUAUUCAAGCUUUUCAGAUGGGAAUUGGAGCUGGAAUUGAAGCUGUGGGAGCUGGAAUCAAAGCUGUGGGAGUUGGAGUUGGAAAUGGAAUUGAAGCUGUGGGAGCUGGAAUUGGAAUCGACUGA